CAAGUUGACGCGUCCGAAUCUCGGGAGAUCGAGGGAAAAACAUUAUUUUCGGUUGUAUUCCAUUCGCGAAAGUUAAUCUGAUUAAACAGCUCCAUUGGGACUAACGUGAGGUUUAAAUUCGUUUCCUUUUGGGGGAUUAUUUUGGUCUCGGUGGAAAAAUUUAUCGGGAGUGUUUUCGUGGUAAUCCGGAGCUAACAGAAAAGACGAAAAUUGCAUUUUCCAUCGGGAAAUCCAGGGUGAUACGGAAAAUGGCGACUUCUCGCUGUCCCCGCUGAUCGUUUCAGAACCUGAGGGGUCUUUUUUGGAAGUAGUUUUGAGGUUGUGAAUUGCAUUCAGGGGAAUAACCUAGAACCCAUCCACCGGCAGAAUUUUAUGAACCGGUUUUGCGCCGUUGAUAACUCAAUCGAACCCCGCAGAGUGAUGGGACGUGAGUCUUUUAGGGUUGAAGACAAGUUCUUCAUUGGAUAACUCGUCCCCAAACCUCUCAAAGCUGGAAAACAGAAGCUUCUGAUAGAGAAGUACAAACAUGAUACCGACCCCCCGUGCCCUCAUCGCUAUCCCUACGUCCUUAACAGGUACAAAGACUGAUAAAAUCCUCGGAUGAAUUUGGGCUCAAGUACAAUUCAUAUUUUUUAAUUAAUUUUUCACUUGCUGGUUUUGUCCAGUUUUUUCGGGGAAUCAUCUAUCAUUACCAUAUAAAUGUUGCAGUAUGAAGCAAUUAAAAUUAUUCACUUAACAUUGAUUGACUAUGUAUCACGCUAUGCUCCCACCUCACAUGAUGAUACAGAUUGUCGGUGGUCAGCAAACGAAUGGACAGUGUCCUAAUAUUCCCUCUCCCUCAAUUCCUGCAACAAUUACUGCAACUAGUCCCACUGAAGUUCCAGCUACUUACGUGUUUGACGGCAGUUCUCAGAGCCAUCGAUUGAUACAGACAAAUCUUCGGUAUCCCCUGGAGCUCUACCAAAUGUUGGGCGUGGAGAUUCCGCAGUUUCGUAGACCCAAUUAUGCGACGGCCACGAGUAAUGUCACUCCUUGGCAGAGACGAAACAAUAACAACUCCCAAACGAUACCCACAUCUCACCCUAACUACCGUCAGAACGGUUUCGCCUCCUUGAGGAAGUCCCACUGGACAUCGAAGACGAAGCGUCAAACCCCCAAGGAACGUCCCCCCGAACCCUGCAACAGCGACAGUGGCUUCAGCUCGCGGUCCCCGACCCCUAACAAACACACAGACGGUAGCCAAACAGAGAGCUCAGAUGAUCGUGAUUCCACGUCCUCAACAGACCUCGAGAUCAAACGACUCCACGAGCUUCACUCAAUCGCUAUUCAUAACGUCACCGUAAGCCCCCAGGGGUUCAUCUCCAACCUGGCCCCCCAGUACUACCAACAGCAGAGGCCCCUCAACUACUACCACAGCACAAUUCCCGCAGCACGGACAACGCAGAUUCAGCAGAACUAUCAGAGCAAAAAGCGUUACCACAGUGGCAGGAGCUCCAGCUCACCUCCAGCCCAGAAAACUCAGAACAGACGUAGAUUUGCGGACAUAAUGGUACCCGCGGUCAACUUCUUCCCCAGACCCUUCAUUGCACCUGACAGAUUUCUUGCAAGAUCACACCUCAUGCAGGUCCACAAGACUCCUGAGGAAUUGAUGCGUGGCUGUCCCAGAUGGGAUGAGUUAUCUCAAGAAAUUUGGAGCAAGUUCUUGGCUAAUCAGCAGUCGGAAGCGACCUUCCGGAACAAAAUGAUGCUGUGGAAAUACCUCUACAUCUACAUCAAAUCGACUUAUCCAAGGUAUGGGCUUUUUCUCGUCGGAUCCACCAUGAAUGGCUUCGGAUCUGACAGCAGUGAUGUCGACAUGUGUCUGCUAGUGAGGAACACUGAGAUGAUCCAGAGGAAUGAGGCCAUUUGCCACCUAGACCAGAUCAAGACCUGCCUCAAGAACUGUGAUUUUAUCGAUCAGUUGACCUUGAUUCAGGCCAAAGUACCAAUCCUCAAGUUUCAUGAUGGAAUGCAGAAUCUCGAGGUGGAUUUGAAUUGCAAUAAUGCUGUGGGGAUUCGCAACACUCAUAUGCUAUACUGCUACUCAAGGAUUGACUGGAGGGUGAGGCCUCUGGUGCUCGUGGUGAAGCUGUGGGCCCAAAGUCAGAACAUCAAUGAUGCCAAGAACAUGACUAUCUCCAGUUACUCACUGGUACUCAUGGUCAUUCACUUCCUCCAGUGUGGAGUCAGCCCUGCUGUCCUGCCAUGUCUACAUUCCAUGUAUGGGCACAAGUUCAAUUCCUACUCGGAUAUUCAUACGAUUGAUAUACACGAGGAUCUCAGCUUUCUCACAAAGACAGUUGCACAAACUAAUCGUCAACCUCUUGGGGAGCUGCUGCUUGAAUUCUUCAAGUACUACUCGAAUUUUGAUUUCAAUCAGUAUGCAAUAUCAGUAAGAUUGGCGAGAAAAGUGCCCAUUGACGAUUGCCGUAGGGCCCGUUCAUGGAAGAACGACCCACAUCAAUGGAAAUUUCUUUGCAUCGAAGAGCCAUUUGACUUAACUAACACUGCCAGAUCAGUCUACGACUACGCUGUAUUCUCCCGAAUCAAGACUGUCUUCUGCAGGACCUAUCAAAGACUGAAGGAGAGCAUGAGUCUUGCCAGUGUCUUCGUGAAGCAGGCACCAGACGUUGGGCUGAACUACCCGCUACCCACGGCCCUAAAGUAAUUUCAAGUCUUCCAGAGAGACUUUUAUUUCUGAGACAUUUAUCCUUGCCAAGGGGCGAAUAAUGAGCUUGUAUGAAUUUUUUUAUUGUGAUAAAUACGAGCCUCGCGAGAUUAACAUGGCUGUGCUAUGUAUCAGUGAUUUACACUGUGAUAUUUAGGGUCGAGUAUUUCGUAGAAUCACCUUUGGGAUUUAAGAGUGAUAGGUAUUACAACGAACUUAAAUAGAUAAAUUGAAUAAUCUAAAAGGGAAAGAACAAGAGAUGAAAAAUAUGAACUAAGGGAGGAAAGUUAGCAGAUUAGAAGAUGAAAGGGUGAAAUUGCUGUGCAAUGAGUUGGAGAGGGAACAGAAAUUAAUUAUAAAUACGUAAUUUCCCCUCUAUGGGAGACGAGAUUAAGAGAUUAAAAUCAGGGUGAAGUGGUGACACGUGAUAAGUUACAUCUGACAUUCAGCUUAUUUUCAUUUAUCUUGGAAAUCUGUGGUUUCAGGACCAGUUGUCCUCCCCUCAUUGUCCUAAUUAUUUAAUAUUUCAUGAGAUGUAACGAAUAAAGUGUAUAAUGGAAAGUUUCACCACUUUGCUGAUGAUAUAUUUGUGCCUUGUUUGUUACUAUUUAUAUUCUGAGACUUGAAUGGAUGAAAAACCAGGGGAGUGACGAGACUUUUGCUCAAUGAAUGGUAGCUUGAUAUGAACGCAGAAAGUACUGAAUGAGCGAAAGUGACAGAUAAUAGCGAAAAAUAAGAAAUUUCAUCAGAUAACUGAAAUUAUUUCUAACUGGUGCAGAGGUGACUCACACGAUUUCACCGAAUUUAAUUAAAUUAUUGUGAGUCUUUGCAAUUAAACUCGGUACCCGAAGGCCUCUCCCUCAGUUAUAGACAAUAUAAAGAAAAGUAGAAAAAAGUUUGAAAACAAAAAAAUAUAUAAAAUAAAAAUAAAACAAAAAAAAUUAAAAACCAUAAAGCAGAAAAAAUAUAUAGACUGUUAAUAUUUAAGUUUAUAUUAUUUAAUUUUUUUUCGUGCAUACUUUACGCUCACUGGAGCCACAUGUUUCGCGUCUUCUUUCCUUACACUUUUUAAAUUUUUUUUUCCUAGAGGGAGGUGGCUGAACAUUUGGCAAUUUAUUUGUGAUCGAUUUGUAUUUCUAUUAUUUUUUUCUUCGAGUGAAAGCGUUACAUGAGGUAGAAAAUACAGAAUAAAUGAAUAUGAUUGAUUUCGGACUUAUCUUCGAAGCAUUUGAAUGGUAAAUUUAUUUGUGUAAAAUUUAGUAAGCCUUAUUGAAAUUAUAAUUUUUGUUAAAGAAUCAUUGAUCAAUUCGUGAAGCUGUCGGAAAAGCUCCGGCAGUAGGACAAUCGGAAUAAAUUCAUUGUAACUUUCAUUUUGUUGUUGAAUAAAUGCAUUUUCGUAAAAAAAAACAAA
This is a messenger RNA of Diachasmimorpha longicaudata, 4118 nucleotides long. RefSeq names its product poly(A) RNA polymerase gld-2 homolog A-like. Lineage: Eukaryota; Metazoa; Arthropoda; Insecta; Hymenoptera; Braconidae. The record is from RefSeq and is a predicted model, not a curated record. Bases 749 to 2707 code for a protein of 652 amino acids. Gene Ontology annotation, molecular function: poly(A) RNA polymerase activity. The transcript has 4 exons.